CUAUUGGCCCCUAGUGAAAGGGCCGAGCAUCGUAUCAUUGAACAAGCAAGUGGGCGCUCGAAAGAUGCUGAGUCUGGGAACAAGCAGCAGGACACACUUGCUUUUUUUUCGUCAGGCCAGGCAAUCAGUCUUAUGGGGAGCUUUUCUGUCCGACCAGAAUUUGCUUUUUUGCCAUACCCUCCUCCAAGCCCUCCACAAUUGGACCAGAUCAGGAUAGGCCCUUUCAAGCGUCUUGCCCCUGUCAUUCUUCUUUUUCUUACCAUUUUACGCUGUGAAGGUGGGUGGGAUUUCUUGGAUCCACAGAAACUGAUCGCCAUGGGUUCAAGACGGUGGUGGCCGCUGGACGGUGUUCGAUAUCAGACGCGGGUGUGCCUUUUGAUGCAUAUAAUACUCGCCUGUCUCUGCCCCCAAUAUCAGCUAGAAGCAUCCUUUGCAAACGGAAUACCAUCUUCAGUGACGUUUUCUCAGUUUGGCCUACAUCAACCUAUAUACCAUACACCUCUCUUGUCAGCCUGA
This is a messenger RNA of Trichophyton verrucosum HKI 0517, 516 nucleotides long. RefSeq lists its product as uncharacterized. The transcript has a single exon. The record is from RefSeq and is a predicted model, not a curated record. NCBI's taxonomy places the organism in Eukaryota, Fungi, Ascomycota, Eurotiomycetes, Onygenales, Arthrodermataceae. The annotation marks the transcript as partial.